Gossypium arboreum is the source of this 2038-nucleotide messenger RNA. Its product is annotated as cysteine protease RD19A-like. Gene Ontology annotation, cellular component: lysosome. The transcript has 4 exons. The record is from RefSeq and is a predicted model, not a curated record. Gene Ontology annotation, molecular function: cysteine-type endopeptidase activity. The coding region runs from base 613 to 1725 and encodes 370 amino acids. Lineage: Eukaryota; Viridiplantae; Streptophyta; Magnoliopsida; Malvales; Malvaceae.
UGUUGUGGGAUUUAAUGUUUGAUCUUUAGUUGACUAAACAUCUUGUGUUUGUGCUUAAUGUAUCUUUCCUUAUCUUUUUCUUGGUCUUAUUAGUUACUGAAAUUAAGGACUUGAAGUAUAGUUUAGAUCAUAUGCAUUUAUAUGACUCAUUCAUAUAAACGACUGAAACCUCGAUGUAAAGUGAUAAUUCGUCUCUCAAUUUUAUUUCUGGAAAGGUUAAUUGAACUUAUUUGUUUAUGGGGAUGUUUUUCGUGCGUUUUCACCAAGUUGGCAUUGGUGUGUAUUUGUCGCAUGGACUAUCUUCUAUUUUGCAAUGAAAUGAUUUCUUGUAAGCAUAAAAAACCAAUAAAAAAAACAAGUCCCACAAAAAUUAUAAAAAUGCUAAGCAACUUGAGAAAAAAAUAUGUUGUAUUAAAAUAGAAUUCUUUUAAAAAAAAAAUCAAAUCUUAAACGGGAUAUUUUCAUUUCAGCAAACGAAAGGAUAACGCGUGUCAAAAUUUCAUUAUCCAUCCACCUACUACUAUCAAUAAUAUUGGAACCACAGUUAUAAUCCGUUGUUUCCUCUUAGAAGGCUUCACUCCACAAAGCUCUUUGCUUUAUCCCCUUCCAAAGAUGGACCGCUUCUCUCUUCUCUUCCUCCUCCUUUCCUCCGUCGUUGCUUCGGCCGUCGUCUCCGACGUUAAUAGCGAUGACGAUCCUCUCAUCCGUCAAGUUGUUUCCGAUGGUGGUGUCGAGGAGGACUCCGAUGACCAUCUCCUUAAUGCGGAGCACCACUUCACGCUGUUCAAAUCCAAGUAUGGGAAAACCUACGCAUCCCAGGAGGAGCACGAUUACCGACUGGGAGUCUUCAAGGCUAACCUGCGUCGGGCCAAGCGUCAUCAGGUCCUGGACCCCAGUGCCGUCCAUGGCGUCACAAAGUUUUCCGAUUUAACUCCAUCGGAGUUCCGCCGCCAGUAUCUAGGCUUGAAACCGCUCAAGCUCCCAGCCGAUGCUCAAAAGGCUCCUAUCCUUCCGACUGACAAUUUACCGGAUGACUUUGACUGGCGUGACCACGACGCCGUCACUGGCGUUAAAGACCAGGGUUCCUGUGGAUCGUGUUGGUCGUUCAGUGCGACGGGGGCUUUGGAGGGAGCCCAUUAUUUGGCGACAGGAGAGCUUGUAAGCUUGAGUGAGCAGCAGCUUGUUGAUUGUGAUCACGAGUGUGAUCCACAACAGUAUGGUGCGUGUGACUCAGGGUGUAAUGGUGGUCUAAUGACCUCUGCUUUCGAGUACACCCUGAAGGUUGGUGGACUUGAGAGAGAGAAGGAUUACCCUUACACUGGGAAUGACCGUGGUCCCUGCAAAUUUGACAAGACCAAAAUCGCUGCCUCUGUUUCUAACUUCAGCGUCAUUUCUGUUGAUGAGGAUCAAAUCGCUGCUAAUUUGGUGAAGCAUGGUCCCCUUGCAGUGGGUAUCAAUGCAGUUUUCAUGCAGACAUAUAUGGGAGGAGUUUCAUGUCCUUACAUUUGCUUUAGAACUUUGGAUCAUGGAGUUCUUCUGGUAGGGUACGGAGCUGCUGGUUACUCCCCAAUCCGCUUUAAGGACAAGCCUUUCUGGAUCAUAAAGAAUUCAUGGGGAGCAAACUGGGGAGAGGACGGAUAUUACAGAAUAUGCAGAGGUCGCAAUGUUUGUGGAGUGGACUCCAUGGUCUCAAGUGUGGCGGCUUUGCAUACAAAGUCUCAGUAGCAUAGCCCUGUAAAUGACUGAGAUAAGUAACAGUAAUAUUAGUAUCCAUCAGUAUGUCUUAACUCUGGAUUUAUGCCAUCUGCUAAAACGGGUUUAUUCCAAUCCUGGUUUAUGCAGCCACCUUUAAAAGGCUGCAUUUAGUAGCUUUAGAAUUUUAAUCUCAGCAUAUGAACCUCUUUUUUCUUGGGCAAUGAUUUUCAUUGUACCAAAUAAAAGGGGUGUAUGCUAGAGAUGAUUAUUACUUAUUUGUGUUGUAACCAAAUGUUGUGAUGUAUAUCAGUCUACCUAUAUAUGAAUUUGGAACUUGGUAUUA